Molecule: messenger RNA, 1754 nt
Organism: Bactrocera oleae (olive fruit fly)
Lineage: Eukaryota; Metazoa; Arthropoda; Insecta; Diptera; Tephritidae
Gene: xit
Product: ALG6/ALG8 family glucosyltransferase xit
Biological process (GO): protein N-linked glycosylation
Cellular component (GO): endoplasmic reticulum membrane
Molecular function (GO): dolichyl pyrophosphate Glc1Man9GlcNAc2 alpha-1,3-glucosyltransferase activity
Source: RefSeq, a predicted model, not a curated record
AUCAUUGUGAAUACUUCAUAUCUGUUAUCAAUGGAAAUGACAACUCGCCAACAGCCGGCUUUAUUUUCUUGUUUGUUGGCAAAGUAGAAACAAACCGCCUGAAUUUUGUGCUAUUAGCAGCUGCAAGGAUGGAGGUACAUUUUUGGAAAAUUUUCGCUCUAUCCAGCGCAGUUAAAAUAUUGCUAAUUCCUUCACCUCACUCCACAGAUUUCGAAGUGCACCGCAAUUGGUUGGCCAUAACGCAUUCAUUACCCAUUAGUAAAUGGUAUUAUGAAAAUACUAGCAAUUGGACGCUAGACUAUCCACCAUUUUUUGCAUAUUUUGAAUGGCUGCUAGCUUAUCCCGCGUCCUUUGUGGAUACGCAAAUGGUAGUUCUAACAAACCUCAACUAUGCUUCUACGGCUGCAAUUUACUUUCAACGUUGCUCUGUGAUUGUAAUGGAUCUAUUGUUCGCUGUUGGAGUACGACGAUGUCUACGGGCGUUAAAAAUAUCGCAAUCUUCGCAAAAAUCCUUUGCAGCGAAGAUCUUACUUUUGUUUAAUGUAGGAUUGUUGUUUGUGGAUCAUAUGCAUUUCCAGUAUAAUGGUUUCUUAUUUGGUAUACUAUUGCUGAGUAUAAGUUUGCUGCUAGAGGAACGAUAUCUGCUAUCAGCAUUCACAUUUGCCGCAUUGCUGAUGUUUAAGCAUAUAUUUCUUUAUAUGGCGCCAGCUUUUGCAGUUUAUCUGAUCAAGUUUUAUUGCCUCGAUUCGAAGUGUGCUAGGAAUGCAGUAAUUUGUAUUAUUAAAUUGGCAGUUGUCGGCUUAACACCUAUUGUAGCGGCUUUCGGACCAUUCUAUAAUCAGUUGGAUCAGGUAUUUAGUCGCCUAUUUCCCUUCAAACGUGGCUUGACACAUGCUUAUUGGGCGCCAAAUUUCUGGGCGCUCUAUAAUACUGCCGACAAAGUUGCUGCCAAAUUGCUACGCAUUCCAAAUUCAACUGGGCCUUCAACCACUUCUGGUCUUGUGCAAGAGUUUGAACCACAGUUCUUGCCUAACAUAACGCCGCGCACCACAUUUGUGCUGACGUUGCUCUUUAUGUUGCCAAUAUUGAUAAAACUCUUUUUCUACACGUCAAAAAGUGAAUCAAAAGCUACAUUUUUACGUGCCGUUGUUAUCUGCUCUUGUUCUUCCUUCAUGUUCGGCUGGCACGUCCAUGAGAAGGCUAUAUUAAUGUGCCUUAUUCCACUGUGCUUGCUUUUCGUACUCCACUCAACGGAUGCCAAACACGCAUACUGGUUAAGCAUUUUUGGUUAUUUCUCGCUAUUUCCAUUACUACACCAAUCGUGCGUGUUGCUGCUGCGUUAUGCUCUCUAUCUGACCUAUGUGGCUUUCAUGUACGGACAAUUGGCCAAACUGUAUCCAAACGAGCGCCAAAUCAAAAUGCAUAUGCUAGAAUAUCUUUACAUACUUGGUUGUGUAUUGCUUCCCAUAUAUGAACACAACAUAAGUCCAUUUUUACGUUUAGAUAAAACACUGCCAUUUUUACCGCUACUACUGACAUCUCUUUACUGUGGUUUAGCUGUUACAUACUUUUUCUUCCGUUAUUAUUUACAUGCACUCACUAUAAGUGCCAGUGCAUCUUUUACAUCUACAAAUAAUUUUAAGCCCAAUACAAAAAGUACAAAAACCGUUAAAGCUAAAGAUAAGUCAAAAUCAAAGUUGUUCAAGUCAAAGUUGAAGGCGCAAUAAAAGUAACUGUUGUAUUGUAAUUGCGUA